ACACGUGUGAUCUGCUUGACAGGUUCUUCUCAUUUCCUUCAUGUGCACCGCGUGUGUGAUAAUCUUCACGGCCAAUAUCAUUCUUCAGUAUUGUCAAUUGAUUCUGCUGACCUUUGACCUUGACUUCAUGCUGCUUCUAGUUGACUUCGAACUGAUGAUGAUUCACUAUGAGCAGAUGAUGCUUCACUCUUAACACUAACCAAUCCAACACCAAUCAAUUGUAAACCGACGCCCAAAUUGCUAAAGUCCUCUUUCGAGCAGUCAUCAUCGUUUCAGUCAUCUUUUAAUGGCUUUGCUCCUUAAGUGAAACGGGUUACAAUAAUUCCAGCCUUUUUCCUCGGUAUUAUUUCACAAUAAUUUCAUCCCUUGUUCAUUGAAUGAAAAAAAUUCCUAACCCAACCCAAUAAGGUAGCAAGAGCUUGGCUAUAUAAAUUAAAGCAGGAAGUCGAAGUCGAGGGCAUCGAAAUUUCAAGGAAUCGAAGAUGGCAGUCAACGUUAGAAUGAGAGAGACAACGGUGGUGAGGUCAGCAUCGGAGACUCCUCGGCAGUCGCUUUGGAUCUCAAACUUGGAUAAGGUGAUGCCCAACACUCACACUCCCCUUGUUUAUUUCUACAAGCCAAACAACAUCGCUGGUGCAGGCGAGGACAACAAUUUCUUUGACAUGCGCGUGUUGAAGGACGCGCUCAGCAAGGCCCUCGUGCCCUUUUACCCUUUGGCCGGCCGCCUACGGCAGAAAAAGGACGAGGGAGAGAAUGGCCGUAUCGAAAUCGAUUGCAAUGCAGAGGGGGCCUUGUUUUCUGUGGCCGAUAGCAGCUCUUGCAUUAGUGACUAUGGUGAUUUUGCGCCCACUCCCGAAUUUGGGAGAGGCCUCAUCCCCAUCGUUGAUUAUUCCGGUGGGAUAUCUUCUUUUCCCUUGUUGCUGGUUCAGAUCACAUACUUGAAAUGUGGUGGAGUGGCACUUGGUCUUCGCGUGGACCAUCGUGUAGCAGAUGGAUUAUCUACUCUCCACUUCAUAAAUACAUGGUCUGAUAUGGCUCGUGGUAUCGACGUUGCAAUUUGGCCAAGCAUGGACAGGACGAUACUUCGUGCCCGAGACCCACCCCAGCCUUUACCCGACCACAAUCACCACAUUGCAUUCCCUCCUCGGAAUAAGCAUGAGAGCACUGCAGCAACAACGGUUACAAAAUUUAGAUUUACAAGGGAGCAGCUCAAUGUCUUGAAAGCUAUGUCAACCAUGACUAAAGCGGAUGGCGAUGAUAUGAACACUUUACCUGUCAAGUUUACCACAUUUGAGGUGUUUGCAGGUCAUGUAUGGAGAUGUGCCUGCGAGGCACGUGAACUAGCUAAUGAUCAAGAAACUAUAUUAUACCUUACUGUAAAUGGAAGGUCCAGAUUACAACCCCCUCUGCCACCUGGUUACUUCGGUAAUGUGGUUUUCAGAGCCACAGCAAUAGCCUUAGCAGGGGAUCUCAUAUCGAAACCAAUAUGGUAUGCUGCAAGCUGUAUUCACAAUGCUUUGGUGCGUAUGGACAAUGAUUAUCUUCGAUCAGCAAUCGACUACUUUGAACUUCAGCAGUGUCAUCAGGAACUAUCGAGCCUUGCUCAUGGAACUCAUGUAAGGUGUCCUAAUCUUGGGAUAAAUAGCUGGUGUAUAUUGCCCAUCUAUGAUGCUGAUUUUGGCUGGGGUAGACCAAUUUCCGUUGGGCGUUCUGGAAUUCGAAGUGAAGGGAAGGGCUACAUGGUACCUAGUGCAACUGAUGAUGGGAGUUUGUCACUGUCCAUUAGUCUGCAAUCUCAGCAUAUGAUAUCAUUUUCCAAGUUGGUUUAUGACAUAUGACUGAUUAAUGAGGAAACCAAUGUUUGUGACAUAAUUAAACCCCUAUGUCUCUUGUUAAUCUGAUCUAGUAUUAGUAUUGUAAGCUUUUUGUUGUGUGGAUUUCAGGCCAGUAUGGUUUUGUU
Rosa chinensis is the source of this 1960-nucleotide messenger RNA. Its product is annotated as shikimate O-hydroxycinnamoyltransferase. Gene Ontology annotation, molecular function: acyltransferase activity, transferring groups other than amino-acyl groups. Bases 483 to 1838 code for a protein of 451 amino acids. The record is from RefSeq and is a predicted model, not a curated record. Lineage: Eukaryota; Viridiplantae; Streptophyta; Magnoliopsida; Rosales; Rosaceae. The transcript has a single exon.